This is a messenger RNA of Gryllus bimaculatus (two-spotted cricket), 907 nucleotides long. Lineage: Eukaryota; Metazoa; Arthropoda; Insecta; Orthoptera; Gryllidae. The record is from the annotation of a GenBank genome assembly.
AGAGGCGAAGGAGCGCGGCCACCGCCCGGCGGCGCCCGCCGCCCGCGCCCCGGGCGCUCUGCACUGCGUCCAGUGCGACGUGGCCAACGAGCAGGACGUCCUCGCCGCCUUCAAGUGGGUCAAGGACACGUUGGGCGCUGUGCACAUCCUCGUCAACAACGCCGGCGUCGGAGGGCCGCACAGCCUCGCAGGUGCUUCCAACUCUGGCUCUGAUGAAUGGAAGAGAAUUUUGAACGUGAACGUUUUGGGCCUCAGCAUCGGAACUCGCGAGGCAGUGAAGCUGAUGAAAGAGAAAGGAGUCGACGAUGGACACAUUGUUCACAUUGGGAGCGUGGCCGGCCACAUGAAUCCCUUAGGCUCGGGCGAGCAGUCCAUGUACUUCGCCUCCAAGCACGCCGUGCGCGUGCUGACGGAGGGGUUGCGGAAGGAGCUGGUGGCCGCCAAGUCACGCAUCAGAGUCACGAUACAUGAAGUCAUCAUCAAGCCCGUAGGAGAGCCAUUUUAGGAUAAUGUAUAAUUAAUCAUCUGAAAGUUCCUACUAAAAGUAAUGUAGGGUCAGAAACAAUAAAAUUAUUAAAUGUUCAUAAUUGGGAGUGGGAAAUACUUGAAAUCAAGUUAACAUUAUUGAGAUAUAUUUAAAGAAUAUUUAUUUUUCUAAUAAGAACAUUAUUCAAAGUUCAAAAGAAUAUGUGUUCUUGAAAACAAAAAACAAACAAAAAUCAAUCACUUGAAUUAGAACAAGUGAACUGCUCUUGUGAGACCCUAUUAUAAAAUUGAUUGAUUUGGUCCUGAAAUUUAUCUUGUUACAAUUAGUACAUACAAGUUUAUAUUACUGGUUUAUCUAAACUGAAUGGUUGUUACAAAUAUUUUUUAUGACUUGAUUAAAAUAGUUAUAAAAUCAUUCCUG